GCUUCAUUCAGUGGGCUUGAGUGGGCUACCCGCUACCCUACAUCAGGCUCCAUCGGUACGACCAUAGAGAACGACGGUGGCGAAGAGGCGAGGAGACGAAGGCGCGGCGAGGCGAGGCGAGGCGAGAACAGCCGAAAUGGAGGAGAGCCAAACAUCGGAAAGUGUCGCCGUGCUACCGGACAUGUCCGAACCGUUGACGAGCGAGACCGAGGAGGCGACCGCGCUGACGAGUGAGCACGAGGCACAUCCUGUCGCGGUCACGGCGAGUGUUACUUCGGUGCCGGGCGUACCGGGCGUUCCCGGAGUUGGUGUGCCGGUUUCUCUACCCGUAGGUUCCAUCAUCGGCGUAUCCAAUUCGACCCAUGGCGCGACCUUCAACGUCAUCACCUCGGAUCAGCUACAGCUGCCAGGUUCAGGACAAUUCAAACAGAUGCUAUGCGUCGAUAAUGGUUUCAUCUGUGACUCGCGUCACGAUAAAGACUCGGAUCCUUUACGUUGGAAUGGUGAGCUGAAGGCAACCCACAUAGUGAUUCAAAAUAGUGCGGAUGACACGGAAUCGGAGCAGAUACAUGUUUCCACGCCCAAUUCUCAGCCUAUAUACAGUUGGUCUGAAUCUGCAAAUUUAGCGGUUUUACCUGUCAGAUGUAAGAAUACAAAUGCAGAAUUGCAUAAGAGUAGAUUCGGGUCUGGCGGCAGGGGUCGUUGUAUCAAAGUUGGCUCAGAGUGGUAUACGCCUAGCGAAUUCGAGGCUCUUUGCGGAAGGGCGUCUAGCAAAGAUUGGAAACGAAGUAUUCGAUUUGGCGGAAGAAGUUUGCAAACCCUCAUCGACGAACAGAUCUUAAAACCGCAUGCCACUUCCUGUACUUGCGCAGCGUGUUGCGAUGAUGACAGUGCGACAGGACCGGUGCGACUGUUUACUCCGUACAAGCGCCGGAGAAGAACCAGGGAUCCAUCUGACGGAGACGCUCCCUCGCGUAAACAUAAAAUUGAAAAUUCGCGAGAUGGCAGCAAUAACGACGAGAGCGGCGACGAGGUCGUUGUGCCUGACAAAGAGGUCUGGCCGCAGUUUGUUUCCACGGAUGGUGGACUGGUCGUACAACAAUCCCAGGAACAGGACUCUGUCGUACAAAAUACACAUCAAACGGAGAAUGGUCAAGGCGACGACAUUUUUAAGAAAUUAGAUGAACUGUCAAACAAAAUGAUGAAAUUAGCUUACGAAUUUAGGCGUACUUUGGAAGAAGUGAAGGAAUUAAACAGACAGCAGAGAAGAGAGCAGGCGCUGGUCGCACAACUUGGUGGACGGACGGAUGUUAUCGAAACUGUUGGACUACAACCAGCAUCCGAUGCACAUAAUAAAAAGUGUGCCAACUGCAAUCGAGAAGCAUUCGCAGAAUGUUCCCUAUGCAGACGCACGCCGUACUGUUCUACAUUUUGUCAACGUAAGGAUUGGGCAAGUCAUCAGAUGGAAUGUGUGAGAGGUGCGGCCGAAACAGUGAUGCUAAUAGUAGAGAGUAGUAGCGGAGAUACGAGCACUCUUCCAACGGCCACUACGGACCAAUAGCUAGUGUUCCUUACACCGAUUCAUCAAAGGAAUAUAGAGAACGAAGAAUCCAAUGCAGAAACAUUUCAGCUCAAGGAAGGGAAAACUUGAAGCAUGCAAGUUGCACAAAAACAAAAAAAA
Formica exsecta is the source of this 1681-nucleotide messenger RNA. It is a transcript of the gene Deaf1, whose product is annotated as deformed epidermal autoregulatory factor 1. The coding region runs from base 137 to 1561 and encodes 474 amino acids. NCBI's taxonomy places the organism in Eukaryota, Metazoa, Arthropoda, Insecta, Hymenoptera, Formicidae. Gene Ontology annotation, molecular function: DNA-binding transcription activator activity, RNA polymerase II-specific; RNA polymerase II cis-regulatory region sequence-specific DNA binding. Gene Ontology annotation, biological process: positive regulation of transcription by RNA polymerase II. The record is from RefSeq and is a predicted model, not a curated record. The transcript has 4 exons.